Molecule: messenger RNA, 6846 nt
Organism: Stylonychia lemnae
Lineage: Eukaryota; Ciliophora; Spirotrichea; Sporadotrichida; Oxytrichidae
Source: the annotation of a GenBank genome assembly
AUGGCAAGAACAAAACAAACAUUCAGAAGGGCUACUAAUAAUAAGGGUUUUGCAAGAAAAGCAAUAGCAAGAAGAGCAAGAAAAUCUGUACCAUGGAGACGUGGUCGUGCUGGAAGGAAAAUCGGUUUAGAUCAAGAUAAUGAUGAGAAUGCUGGGGGAAACUUUGAUAGACUUUUUACUUUUACAAAACCAGUCAAUAUGAUUCAUUUAAAUCACAUCAAGUAGAAUAAAUAGAAAGCAAAUAAAAAUGGAGAGAUUUAAAUUGACACCAGCACUGCUAAGAAAGGAGGAAAAACUCUUAUUGUGCAACCAUUGACUAUCAGAAAACCUAAAAGACAGUAUAAUGAAAAAUAUCUUGUUGAGCUGGUUAAAUAACAGAAAAAAUUAUCUGAUCAGAAAUCUAAUCUAAAAAAAGACAAGGUUGACAAGCUUGAUGAUACCUUGAAGAUGAAUUCCUGCUGUCUUUUCUGUAAUAACAGGCUGAUGAUUGAAGCAGUGAGGAAGAAUGAUAUUAACUAGGUCAAAAAUUUGCUUGCAGAUCAUGAAAAUAUAUCAAAUCCGUUCCAAAGCCUUAAUUGCCAGAAUAACUUCGAGGAUGCAUUUUAUUUGGCUGAUAAACUUAAGCAUUAUGAAAUCAUUAAACUUUUUUUGAGGGAUCUCAACUCUAAAAAAGAGAGAAAGGAGCUUCCAUCUACAUUGCUUGAGUAAUCUCAUACUGGUAAUCCUGGUUCCUAUAACUUUAAUCAUGGCAUAAAAGCUCUAAAUCAAGCAAGAGGAUCAAAAGAAGGAAAUGAUGCUUUUACUUAGGAUGAUUUUGCUAGAGAAAAAGUUAAAAGAAAAGCUAUACUUUAGAAAAAUUAGUAUUCCCUUCCAACAUUAAAACUAAUAAUGACAGAAAGGAAAAAAGAUAAAAGUGAAAAUGAUGUCUUUGAAUCGCUUUAAUCAUAGACAAUUAAGUAUGUGAGAAAAGGAAUGUAAAAGGAAGCCGAAUUUCUUUUGAAAUAUGAUUUUGAGAAUCAAAUUAAUGAUCUCAACAGACUAUAUGGUGGGGCUCUCUCUGGAGAAUUGCCCCCUAAUAUUGUCAAAAUCUCAGUGAUAAAGCAAUCCAGAAUGUAUAACAUGCUUUCACCAUUACACUGUGCCUGCAUUAAUCCUAAUCCUAACAUUAUCAAAACUUUAUUGAAGUCAGUUCCAUAAUUUUCACUACCUGAUUUUAACAGAAGGAAUCUUAUUCACUAUGCAGCUGCUAAUCAUAAUCCAGAUGUUCUUAAAUUCCUGCUAGCUAAUGGUGCUGAUCCUAAUGAAGUAGAUUCUAUGAGAAAUACUCCUCUCAUGAUUGCUGCUGAACUUGGAAGAACUUAAAACAUACUAGCCCUUUUGGACCAUUUUGAAUAAAAAAGAAAGGCAAGAGAAUAGGCUGAAAAAGAAAAAGAUAAGUAAAGAAAGAAAAAGAUCUUGUAGAAACCAAAAUCAAAGAAAAAGAGUAGAAAACCUAGAGGUAAAUAAGGAGGUGAUGAUGAAGAUGAUGAGGAUAUGGAUGAUAAUGAAGGUGACAACGAAGAGGAAACCCUAAAUAUUAAUUAUGUUGAUACAAAAAAUAGAUCUAGUUUUACAGCUCUUCAUUUUGCUGUCCUGAGUGGAAGCAUGUAAUGUGUUAAAGCAUUACUAGAUGCGGGGGCAGAUCCAAAUCUCAAAACCUCAAAGUCUAUGACACCCGCGCUUAUAGCUAGCGCAUGCGGCUAUUUAGAUAUUUUGAGGCUUCUUAAAUCUCAUGAUGUAGACUUAGAAGGUAAGGUUCACAAACAAAGAAAAACAGCUUUGAUUUUUGCGUGUAUGAAUGGACACAAUGAUAUUGUAGAAUACUUAAUUGAUAUUUGUAAAGUGGACAUUAACAAGUCUGAUACUUCAAAGAAUUCUCCUAUUCAUUACGCAGUGGCCUAUGGCUGGUAAAAGUUGGUUUAAAUACUGAUUUAGCGUGGAGCAGAUCUUAAUAUAAAGACUAUAUGGAAUUCAACUCCACCUUCACUUGCUAUUCAGAAAUAUCAUUUCCAGAUUCUUCAAAUUCUCAUUGCCUCAAAUAAAAAUGAUUAAUAACCAGAUCUUUAUUCAGAUGCUGAGGGAAGAGAUAUUAUCGUUCAAAAUCUAAUAAACUUUGAUCUCAAUGUUAUUCAAAGAUUAGAAACUCUUAUUAAACUGCUCAACAAGAUCAAUCUACAACCAAAUAUGAGAGAUUAGAAUGGAUAUUCAGCUUUUCAUUAUCUUGCUGGUUUGAAUAUCUCUGAGAUAGCUCAAAACCUUUAUAAUAGUAAACCAGACGAAGUUAAGGCUUUAUAUAAUAAGUUUAAUGCUAAAGAAGAUGGGAAAAAAUCAUCAAAGAAAUAAGCAAAGGAUUUAGAUAAUAAUAGUGAAAAUGAUGAUUUGGCAGGUGGAAGUGACUAGGAAAAUGAAAAUGAUGAGGAAGACGAGGAUAAUCCAAAUAAAAAGAAACAAAGACAAGAAAAAAUUUAGUUCUUAUAUGAUCUGCUAAGCUAAUAUGUGAUACAAAUAGUCACAUUUUUGGAACAUCUUGGCUACGACAACAAUCUCAUAUCUACUAACAGCCAAACUCCUAUUCUGCUUGCUGCCUAGCCCUUACUCUACGCAUUAGCUCAUGGCUAAAGCAUUGUUUAACAUGAAGUUACAGAUAUAAGUUUUAAUUAGCUUAAUGAUAAUACUCUAGAACUCUUGGGAUUUGCUUUUAGUUUGAAAAGCUAAUACUGCGAUACGGUUUCUAACUAAAGAAAUUUAAGCAAAAAGCUAUAUAACUAGCCUGAAACAAGUGAAGUAUUAAAUGAGAAAGAUAAAUAUAAUAGAUCAAACUUUAGAUUCUAACAGGGAUUCCAAGGUUGCUACUUUAAUUAAUCAAAUUGGCUACAUAUGUUGACCAAUAUCAUUGUAUAUUCAAAAAAAGAAGUUAAUACCAAGCCUUUAAUAGACCAAUUAAAGAUCAUUAUCGAGAUGGGUAGCCUAAUUGCUUACAUCUAUUGGCUUUUGUUAAAGAUAGAGAUGCUAUUAAAUAAGUUCUAAAUAAUGAAUGGUUCUAAAUUUACCUACUUAGAUUUCAUUAUAGUUUCUACCAGAAAUUAAAUGGAAUUACCACACAUUGAGGAGCUAUUGAUUGAUAAGUUUCCUGGUAUAGAAAAUUAUAGAUUUGGUUAUCGAGAUAAUUGUAUUCUACUUUUAAUGAGACAUGCCUCAAAUAACAACUUCGAUCCAAUUAAUACUGUUAAAAUGCUAAUUGAGAGAUAGCCAUAAUUACUUAAUACUUGUGAUAAAUUUGAAAAUCCUCUUCUUAACAUAGCAGCAAAGCUUAAGAAUAUACCAUUAACUUUAGCUUACAUAUAUUAGAAAUCCUAUAAUAAAAACUAUAAUGAUUCAAUGGGAAAUGUUGCACUCUCUCACGCUAUAAUGAGAAAGAAUUUCGAGAAUGCCCUUUACUUACUGUAAUAAGAAUAAACAAAGGUUUAUUAGUAUGGUUAUAAAUACAAACACUAUCUUAAUGAUUUUAUAAAAAAUGGAGGAAUAUUGACAAAGAAUUUGAUUUAAAAAAUAAAUGAUUCUCUCAAAGAUCAGUUUAUAGCAGAACCAGUAAAUAUAUAUCAAUUGUCUUUUGAAUGCAAAUUUUUCGCAUUAUUCCAUCUUUGCAAAAAACAAGACUAAAUACUUUUACUUGAGGUCAGCCCAGAAGAGAUACUUGAAUAUCAGAAUAAAGAUAACAUAUUCCUUUUGUUUGCUCUUGCUUAAUCAUAAUCUUACAAAGAAAUGCAAUAGAAUAACAAAGAAGUAGAAGAAGAAGAUAACGAUGAGGAUGAAGAAAAUGAAUAGAACCAAAUAGAGGACGGUGGAAUUCCACUUUAAACUUUAGAGGAUAUUGAAAAUAGCAUAGAGAAGAUUUUCAUUAAACUCAUAACUGACUAUAAACUUUCUAUCUAUUAGGCAGAUAAUUCAGGUAAAACUCUGCUUGUUCAAGCUCUAUUGUCUUAAAAUUUAAAGGUAAUAUCCUUAAUUUUCAAAGAACUAUAUGAAAAUUCAAAUAAAAAGUAAGUCCUUGAGUAUAUACUCCAGAAUACAAACCUUAAAAAAUUGAGUUUUUUCAAUUUGCUGUUAUCAAAAAGUCUAAAUAUUGAUGAGAAAAUCCAAAUUAAGAUACUUCAACAACUGAAUCAAUUACUAGGGAAGAAUAUGUUCCCUCUUUUAAAUAAGCCGUAUACAUUGGAUCCAGCAAUCUUUUUUCAUAAUAAAAGUAAUAUUGAUUAAGAAAGUCCAUAUAUUACAAAUGUAAGAUAAUUCUUAUACAGUAAGCACAAAGGAUUAGUUGAAAUUUAUCCACUACACGACUUAAUUGAGGCUUAGAGAUAUGAAGUUGUUUAAUAUCUAAUUAAGAAUGGAAUAAAAUUUGAUUCAAUUCAAGAGAGGCAAUUGAUUAACUUAUCAGCAUUGUUGAAAGAUCUUAAAUUAAUCAAAAUCUUGCACAAAGAAGGGAACUUAGGUAUAUCUGUAUUAGAUAGUAAGAAAUAAUCUACUUUGCAUUAUUCUCUCUCAGACUAUCAAAAUCCUGAGGGAAUACUGAACAUUAAUGCCUAGAAUUUAGAAGUAUUUUGGUAUUUGAUUCAGAAUAAUUAAGAGAUACAUAAACAAGCAUACAGCUCUGAUUUCAGAUAAAUUUUAACAGCCUCAAAACAUAAGGAAUUGCAGCAUCAUUUCAACAUUAAACCGUAGGAGUCCAAAUAAUAAAAGCAAGUCCUCAAAACAGUUGAUUUGGACUAAGUUGAAAAAGAUUUUAAGCAAAUGGCUCAAUAAUAUAGCACCUCCUCAAACAAUGAUUCAGCAAACAAUUCCUAUGAUUUAAUUGAUGAGGUAUCUGAAAUGCAAGAUACCCAUGAGAUUGUAUAUGAUAUGAAUGUAUAAUUGAUGAAGGUCGACCUUUAAGUUGGAUUAAAUGGAUUAUUGAGGUUUUACAAUAUGCAGCUCUUAAAAGAAAAAGUUAAUGAUAGAUUUGUGCUUUGGACUAGAUGGGGUAGAAUUAAUGAAUAGGGUUAAUAUCAAAGAACUCCAUUUGGGAAUGAUAAAUCUGCAGCUGUCAAAGAAUUCAAUAAAAUUUUCAAGCAGAAGACCGGCAAUGAUUUUGAAGAAUAGAAUAAUGUCUAAAUUAAAGGAAAAUAUAGAGUUAUUGCCAGAGGAAAGGUUAAAAGCUCUUUAAAUGUUAGAAAACAAAUGAAGAAACUCUAAAAAUCAAUUAAAAUGACAGAGGUAAAAGCUUUGCUUAAAAAUUCCUAUAGAAAUGCUAAUCCUACAAACUAAAGCAUUUUCAAACUGUAUGAAAAUUCUAUCCUUGCUCUUAUUUCACAAAAUCUAGAAAAUAGAAAUAAUUAGAGAAAUAAUUCAAGUUCACAUUUAACUUUCCAUCAUAUAGAAGAAGCCAGAUAAAUUCUAGAUGAAGCUUUAGAUCUAUGUGAUUAGCAAGAAAAAUUAAAAUAAGCCAAUAAUAGAGAUGAAGUCUAAAACAUUUAAGAAUAGCUGAUGGAGCUCAGUAACAGAUAUUAUACACUUAUUCCAUUCAAGGAUUACACUCGUAACGGAAUUAAAUUCCUGUCUUGGAAACAUUAAAUUGAAAGAGAGUAAGAGGAAUUAUCUAUUAUGGCUAAUUCUUCAUUGAGUUUUAAGCUUGCUAUAGCCUCUAUAAAAAAUGCUUGUCCUCUUCAAUACGUUAUAAAUAUGCUUCCUACUAAAGUCAAUCUUCUCAGUUCCCUUGAUAACUAAGCAGAGUAUAAAUAGAUAAUGAGAUAUUUAGAUGCUGGAAAGCCAAUAGGAUCAUAAUAUGGAAAGAAGACUCAAACUUAUGUAAACAAUAUCUUCAGUAUAAAUGAAUCAGGCGUUAGAAUGGCCGAUGACAAUGAGCUGUUCAACUAAAUUCAUAAUCAUUGGCUUUUAUGGCACGGUACAAAAAAUGAAAAUUUGAUUGGUAUUCUGAACUAGGGCAUGAAAAUUAAGCCUUCAGGAGUUAAUUAAGCUGGAAGUCUCUUUGGCAGUGGAAUAUAUUUUUCGGAUAAUGCUAAUAAAGCUAUAGAUUACACCUCUUACUAAGAAAUAUAAUACUCUAAGGAAGACGCAAGCUUUUAUAUGCUGCUUUGUGAAGUUGCUUUAGGAAAUGUAGCUAACUUCCCUUCUGACUGGGAAUCAAAUAUAUACAGACCUCCAGAGGGUUCACAUUCAGUAAGAAUAAUGUCAGAAAAAGGGCCAGAUUUUUCAUAAAACAUUUAUAAUGAAGAUGGAAUUAUAGUUCCAGUCGGGAAUAUUGUUUAAUACCCUCCCAUUAAGGUGUUAAAAGGCAACCAAGAGUACAAUGAUAUUAACAACUUUGCUGACUACCUAAUGAAACAAGAGUAAGAAGAAAAGAAGAAAAAACUUAAAGUUAAAGCAGCAAAAAAGCCUAAGAAGAAUGUACCAAAAAAGAAAAAAGUUAAAAAUGAAUCAGAUGAGGAAAUGAGUGAUGAAGGAGAUUCCGAAAAUAAUGAAGAUGAAGAAGAGCAGUAAUUUGAGCAAGAAAUAAUUGAUGUGGGUCUCGCAAAGCAUUUAGAAAAGAGAUUUAGAGAAAAUAAGGAAAAAGAUAAGAAAUUUGGCUUCAAACCCCACAUGAUAUCUGCAGAUUAUCUUCUUGACAAGCUGAAGAAAGACAUUUAGAAUCUUGAUUAAGAAAGCUCUUAUACAGAUAUGGCUCAAUAUAUAGUCUAUUCAGAGAAAUAAGUCAGAGUAAAAUACAUUGUUGAAUUCAAAAGGGAAAAAGGCAUGAAUACUUCUAAUUAUUGA